AUGAUAGAGCGGACUGCGGCAUGCAUUGAACCAGCUUCUCAACUCUUCCUUCGGCGCCUCGAGCCUCCCGUUCGCACACACCGUGCGCUUGGUCCCUCGUUCUGGAAAAAUGGAGGCAACAAGCUGGACGUUCCUCCCUGGUGGCCCUUGUACCUCAGUAGUAUCCGAGCUCUGCGUCCAAAUCCACCCGGCAUCGAGGCUACACCCUCUUCUCCGAGACAGUCCUGGCUAGCCGGACCAGGCGAAAAUCCUUAUCAAACGCGAGUCCGAGCUUCGACAUCCGAUCGAAAUUCUGCCCGUCUUCCGUCGUCAUCCUCACGAACCUAUACUCGAUCGGCAAAGUCCACCCAAAAAGCUAUUGCUGUGGCUGUCAAGGAAGAGGAGAGCUUGGAAGAUGUGCUUCUACACUAUCCUCCAUCCAGUCCUUCGGGACACAUAAUCGUGGACGAUACAAAGAAAAGCAGCAAUGAAGCGGUUGCCGCAGGCGCACAUGGGGAGUCGUGGAAUGAACAUCCUGUUCCGACUAUCACUGAAACAGAAAAACAUCUCUUGCAUAUCCUCGACACCAACAGGGACGUGCAACCAGAGCCUGAAAGCGCCGACUUCGAUCGCGCUUGGACUUUGUUUAACCAGGUCCCAAAUCAGCAGGCGUACGCGCCUGAAGUCUUCCAUUUCCUUUCCAAGUCGAGCAGAAGACGGGAUCAAGCUUUGGCUUUGAGUGUCUUCAGACUUAUCGACGAAGAGGACAGAACUCAAGAUGAUUAUGAGCGGGCUGUCCGAUCGGCGUUGAAAGCGGACAAUUAUCGUAUAGCUCUGAGAAUCAAUGCUCGUGCUACGCGGCGCGAUAUGCAACAAGGCUGCAGUGUGUUUCUCUUGUUGCAUGCUGUCUCCAACCAGCUCUGGAACACCGCUGCGACGGUUUGGGAUACCUCGUUUAAGCGAGCUCCUUUUCGCGCUGGUCAAUCAUCUCCGACUCGGCUUGCCAUCACGCAGGAGAUAGGCAAUUAUCGCGAUCUACCAUUUGCAAUCUAUCAACUCGGAACAAAGCUGCGAGAGCGGGCAACAGUUACCAUGCAGCAUUCAGGAACUCUCUCAACACUAUUCAACGAGCUUCUAUCCGCCCUAGUACGAAACGGUGCGCUUAUGAGCAUAGUCACGCCGCAAGGAUUACAGCAUCUGUUCCAGCUUUCGAACGACCUAUCGCUCUCCAAACCAUCCCUCUACAUCACUGCCAUUGAUACCAUCAAUAAACUUGCCAUAAGACCGGACAAGGGAGCAUUGGCUGAUCUCGUGUACAACAUGCUUCGAUCAAAUCUCCCAGAAGUGCUGCCACGACCUCAGACCUUUGGUUCGCUCUUGUCGAUACACUCCAAUGAAGGGGCACCCAGUGAGACAUAUUACCACUAUUUGGACGAAUUCUCGAAGUUUCACAGUGUUGCAGACCUGAAGAGUUAUCAGAAGGUUCUCUCAGCCCUUGCUGCUCAAGGUGAUGUUGAUGGCGUCCAGCAGACUUUUUCACGCCUUUGUCAGGCCCAUUCACGGCCCACUGACGUGGCAUACUAUACGCCGCUCCUGUACGCGUUCGCUCGCCUUGGCGAUGUGCAAGGGACAGAGCGGGAGUUCCAGUCAAUGGUCGACUCCGGAGUACGCCCAAACUCUUAUUGCUGGAAUAUCCUUCUCUAUUCCCAUUCCAGAUCUCUCGAGCCUUGGCGGGCUUUUGAAGUCUUCGACAAAAUGGAGGCUCAGGGAGUGGCGCCGGAUGCAUUUACCUUUACUACCUUGAUGGGUAUUUUCUCGAGAACUGGUGACACCGAUACCGUGCUGGAUAUUCUUGAACAAGCCCAGCGGAAUAAAGUACAAGGGUCAUAUGGAUUGGUCGCUGGCCUGAUACAAACAUACUGCCUGAAUGAUCAAGCAGAGGCUGCGGAGAGGCUCGCUGAAGCAGCCACAACUGCCUCUCUCCAGGGCUCGCCUGUCACGAUGUGGAAUUAUCUGCUACGCCAUUACGCAUUCGCCGCGGAUUCAGAUGGUAUGCUGCGUGUUCAGAGUCGUAUGAGGGCGCUGGGAGUCGAGCCAGAUGCCAUGACCCACGCUGCGUUUAUGACCGCGCUUGUGGUUUUGAACAGGACUCGGGAUGCGGUCCAAAUACUAAGGACCCUGAGCCUGAGUCAGACACUUGCUGCUACACCAUUUCACUACGCCAUCAUCUUACACGGGUUUGCCAAAGAAGGUGACAGGGACAUGGCCAAUGUUGUGUACCAAGAAAUGGUUGAGCGAUUCCCGAGGAUUGGCGCUAGUCCACGUCUCGCGAUGCUUCAUCUACAGGCCAGUCGAAAUUCCAUCCCCAAUGAGCGGCCACGAUUUGCGGCUCAGUAUCUGGAAGAGAUUCUUCAUGAGCUCUCGGCGCAGGACCGCGCAGCGCGUCAACCACAGCCCGGUCUGCACCGCCGUCGAGGCGUCGAUGCCAUCCCAACGGUAUAUUUGGAAUAUCUCAUUGACCUUCUUGCUGCAAGAGGCCAAAUAAAGCAUGCAGAGAAGCUUCUUCAGAGAUUUGACUCUCUCGCACAGUCAUCAUACCUCAUGCUAGGCAAUGCCGCCUCUUCCUCGAUCCAGUUCCUGACCCGGCGCCUCAUGAUUUCAAGUGAGAGUCACGACUGGGAAAAGGUUGAGUCUACCUGGAAACAAAUACUCGAACGGGGUAUCCAGACAGCAAGAAGAUUUUCCCGCUCAGGCAGAAAAGAAACCCCCGGCGAAGGCAGAGCUCCUGAUGGCCAGCGACUUCUGCCAGUACGGCCUAUAGGUCUUCCCGACUCUGAAUUGAUCACGAAGGGGGACUUCUCGUUCGAGUCGAUGAUUCCACGACCUGCUGCAACUUCAGGUCCAUUGAAUGAGCCAGGGCUGGCGAUCCUUCCCUCACAAAAAUACAUCCUCGAAGCACCUUUGACACGAUACUUAAAUAGUUUGUCUAUCCGUCAAUUCGAAUCUCGUGCUAUAGCUCUUGUGGCUGAACUAGAGAGAGUGGGAUUUGCAUUGUCCAGUAAAAACUGGAAUAUGUACAUCCAGAUCUUGACGCUUUCAAAGGAUCAGCAACAUUGGCUCCGUGCCUAUGAAAUCUUCGAGCAGAAGAUGAUUGCCAAUACUCCGCCGUGGUCAGUCUUACGCCGUGGAAAGUGGCUGUUGUCCGAGGCAUCACAAGGGUCUUCUCCGAUUCUCGUUUCUCGCAAGGCUAUGGAAAAACGGGACCCGGGCCAGUUGAUGCCAACCUAUUACACUGCAGUUCACCUCGCGAGCGUCCUACUCAAGGCAAACAGGCUUGCCGCGGAAGGCGAUAGAGCCACGUACAUGGCUCUUCGCAAGACCGCUCCUCAAACCUGCCGCUUUGUCCAAAGCAUGCCUUAUCAUAGAGACCGAAUCCAAGGGGUCCUCCUUCGUGGAAGAAAGGUCAGGGCUGAUCCGCAAAAGCAUCCUCGAGAAUUCGCUGAGCCGGACCGGUCUGGUGUAUUGGGAAGUAAAUCACCUGCGGACCACAUCCCCGUCACAGAUCUAUGCGAUUUUGAGGAUGCUAACUAUAUGAAGGCCAAAUCCCAAGCUCUCCGAGCCACCGAGACAAACAACGGCACCAAGAAGAUGCGGAAGCAGUCAACCGUCGAGUACGGCACAAAGAAAGAAAGCUUCUGCGGGUUCUAG
Messenger RNA from Fonsecaea erecta, 3687 nucleotides. RefSeq lists its product as hypothetical. Bases 1 to 3687 code for a protein of 1228 amino acids. The transcript has 2 exons. The record is from RefSeq and is a predicted model, not a curated record. Lineage: Eukaryota; Fungi; Ascomycota; Eurotiomycetes; Chaetothyriales; Herpotrichiellaceae. Gene Ontology annotation, molecular function: protein binding.